AUGAAGUUGCUCUGGCGCCGCAACGAACGCACGCGGUCGUGGUUUACCGCGAGUCCGCAUACGACUGCCAACUCGCCGACGUCGCCAUUUGCCAAAGGGUCGAUGAGUGUGGUGUACGACGCAGCGACCCGCGCAACCCUGGCGACUCGAAAGGCCACACGGCUGCGGCCGUCGUCGGCAUCGCCGAAGAAAGGUUUUUCCAUGCGGCGCAAGACGGCACACAACCUCGAGAAAGACGAAGAGCAGUCUCCUCGAUCGUCGCACCACCAGCGCCACCAUCGCGCCACGACCUUGGCUCCCCCGACGUCCCCGCACGGCGGCGCGCCAUCGUUGGAUUUCGACAUUGACAGCGUAUCGGUCGCCGAUGGGGCGGACGAUGAACCAGACGAUUUGUCCGAGUCGUCCUCGCACGCCGAGCACUGUGCAUCGCCGCUGGCGUCGCCGCUCGAGCACAGCAUGGAUGGCGAGUGCAACUUUGACUUGAGCUCGGAGGACAGCGGGCUCGACGACGAAGUGUAA
This is a messenger RNA of Aphanomyces invadans, 519 nucleotides long. RefSeq lists its product as hypothetical. The record is from RefSeq and is a predicted model, not a curated record. NCBI's taxonomy places the organism in Eukaryota, Oomycota, Saprolegniomycetes, Saprolegniales, Verrucalvaceae. The coding region runs from base 1 to 519 and encodes 172 amino acids. The transcript has 4 exons.